Messenger RNA from Manis javanica (Malayan pangolin), 1351 nucleotides. It is a transcript of the gene TNFRSF14, whose product is annotated as TNF receptor superfamily member 14. The record is from RefSeq and is a predicted model, not a curated record. Gene Ontology annotation, biological process: positive regulation of cytokine production involved in immune response; defense response to Gram-negative bacterium; positive regulation of T cell migration. Gene Ontology annotation, molecular function: protein binding. Gene Ontology annotation, cellular component: external side of plasma membrane. NCBI's taxonomy places the organism in Eukaryota, Metazoa, Chordata, Mammalia, Pholidota, Manidae.
UGCUGAAGAUGGUCCUGCUCGCAGCUGCAGCGGGGCUGGGACACCUGGGGCCGAGCAAUGAGGGGAGCUGAGGAGGGCCAUGCGGCCUCUGAGAGGCGGGGCCUGCCCCACAGGAGCCUGGGGCCUGUACCUGGCCGCCUACCUCCGCCUCCUGAGGCGCCCUUGCUGCAUCCUGGCCUCACCCCCUGCAAGGAGGAGGAGUACCCAGUGGGGGCCGAGUGCUGCCCCAAGUGCAGCCCAGGUUACCGGGUGAAGCAGGACUGUGGGGAGCUGACAGGCACUCUGUGUGUCCCCUGCACCACAACGACAUACACAGCCCACUUCAGCGGCCUGAGCGAGUGUCUGCCCUGCCGAGAAUGUGACCCAGACAUGGGCCUGGUGAUCAGGCGGAAGUGCUCCCCGACAGAGAACACAGUGUGCGGCUGUGACCGAGGUCACUUCUGCAUCAUAAGGGAGGAGGGCAAUUGUGUUGAAUGCCAGCCGCACACAGACUGCAGACCUGGCCAGAGGGUACGGGAGAGAGGGACCGAGUGGCAGGACAGGGUGUGCGAAGACUGCCUUCCUGGGACCUUCUCCCCCAACGGGACUCUAGAGGAGUGCCUGCCUUGGACCCGGUGCAAAGGCCUGUUUGAGACAGAAGCAAACCCUGGGACCAACAACACAGACGUCACAUGCUACUCCUGGGGCCAAGCUUUUUUGGGCCUGACUUUUGUCCUGGUUGUGCUUGGUGGUGGUGUAACCCUCAUCUGUGUAUGGCUGAGACGGAGAAAGCGUGGUGAGGGAAGGUGCCUGGGCCCACCAGGGCUCAGGUCCCCAGCAGGACUGCUCGCCAAGAGGACAGUCUCUCCCCAGGAGGCAGGAGCACGUGCUGCAGCCGGCCAGGCCCUGCCGGCUGUGCCUGAUGUCACCACCGUGGCUGUGGAGGAGACAGCGUCUGUGCUCACCAAAAUGGACCAACCGAUCAGAUGGCUCAAGGAGGCAGACCACGGCGGACCCACUCCUGGGCGCGAGUCAGACUCCUCCCAGUACCCAGAGGUCACUGCUCUCAUGAGGGGCCCUAGCCCUCCCCUCACUCCCGAGCUGCCCACGUGCAGACCCAGCCAUGGAAGGACACAGUGACAAGCCACUCCUGGCUGUACACCCUACCCGGUCCCCAGCCCUCCACCCCCAACUUGCUCAUUUGUGGGGUGGCUUGGGGACACCUGCCUCCUGGGUGGGGACCACAUGGGAUGGGCCAGGAACGCAGCAGGACAUGAGUAUCACACAGGGAAGGACCCCUGUAUUGGAGUGUGUUCUGUUCUGUGUCUCCAUUUGUUAGGAAAAAUAUCUUUUUAAAAAUGAUUUGAGAAUG